AUGGUUAAUGAUAAAUUAGAUUUAUUUGACCAAAAAAAAAGUCAAGAAAAUAUAUUUAAAGAAGAGGAUAAUAUGCACUUGUUAGAAUCAAAUCCGACAGAAAUUAUAAAAAAAAAAUAUUCCACUUCGAGUUAUACAAAUUCUUCAACGAAACUCCUUGAAAAACUUUUAAAAAAUUCAGAAAGUGAUAUUUUGCCCGUGGAAACAGAUUAUUUACAGUCGUCAAAAGACAGCAUUAACGAUGUAGACAUUUUACAAAAAAAUUAUUUACCAAAUGAAAAAAAUGAAAUUUUUAAUUCAGGUGAUAAUAUAAAUUGGAAUAUAAUAUUAAAUAACAAAACAAAUUUUGAAAAUGGCGAGAGUGAUAAAAAUAAUGUAGAAAAUAUACGAGAAGAAUAUGAAAUGACACAGGGUAACGCGAACGUUAAUAAUAUUUCCGUUAAUUUCUUAGAAAACAGUAUAAAUUCGAAAAAAUUACAAAAUGAAUAUUUUAAACCGUUUAUAAAAAAUUCUAACAGUUUUUUACACAAAACUAAAAAAUUCGAAUUGGACGAAUUUAAUUUAAAUGAAUUUUUUUCAUAUUGUGAAACAAAACAAGAAAAUAAUAAUUACAGUAUGACGGUUGAAAACGAUUAUGCAGUGGCAGAAGACGUUGAAAAAAGUAAUAACGGUAAUUUCACAAUUAUCAGAGAAUGUGAUAAGACGAAUGAAAUUCAAGAACUUUAUACACCAGAAUUGUUUAAUAUUAAUUAUCAAAAUGUUAAUAAUAAUUUUCACACGAGAAAAAAUAUAAAUUUCGAAUCACAAUUUGUAACACAACCUCCCACGACCGUGAGCAGCCAUUUUAAUGACGUUAACGAACUUCCACAAAAAUUGAUUAUAGAAAAUGAUGAAAUAAAUGAUUUUCCAAAUGAAAAUUUUGAAAAACUUAAUUCUCUCGAUGAGGAAUUAUAUCGUUUGUUGGAAUCGAUUGAAAAACAAGAAAAUGACGAAACCAAUAAUGGUAGUAUGAUAUUUUUAAAUAAUAUUUUCAUUUGUUUUUUGGCAUACAAAGAAAUGAAAACAAACAUUCAAACAAAUCAGAAUCCAAUUGAAGAUAAUAAUAAUAUGAAAGAAAUUUAUUGUUGGCUUGAAAAUGCAGAAAAAGAACAAGAAGGAUUGGAUGAAAGUGUAAUCAGUAUAAAAAGAAAUGAUUCAACCUGUGAAGAAAUUAAUUUAUCACCCAGAUUAGAUAAUCUUUUGGAAAAAAAUCCCAUUGAAUUAGCACAUGAAAUAUUAUUAUUAAACAUUCAAAUUGAAGAUCAAAAAAAAGGAAUCAAAUUAUUGAGAGACACAUUAGGAGAAAUGAAAGAAAGAGAAAAAGAAUUUAUUUUGGAACAGAAAAAAAUUAUAGAAAAAACUAAAGAAGAAUCUAAAAUGUUAAUACAAAGACAUCAAACAUUUAUUAAACAAGAAAUGACAAUAAAAGGUUUAGAACCAGAACUUUCACGUAUGGUCGAAGUUAAACAAAAUGAAAUUUUCGAACUUAAACAAAUUCAUAGAACCGAACUUGAAGCUGUUGAACUUAAAGCAAUUCACAAAACAUCUGAAUUAAUUGAUCAAUUAAGAGCUGAAUUGUUAAGAGAAAAAGAAUUUGCAAUUGAAAGAGAAACAAAUAUAUUAAGAACCAGACUGGAAGAAAAUUUUGAAAAGGAGAGAAAAAAAUUGGAAGGUGUGAAUCAAAAAUUAAAAGAAAAAAUUAUAGAAGUAGAAGAAAAAUUAGCAAAUCGUGAAAUUGAAUAUCGUCAAAAAUUAAUUGAAAAUAAAAAAGAAUUGGCUAAAGAAAAAGAAAAAUUAAUUGAAGAAUUUAAAGAGAAAACAAAUGAAGAUAAACAACAGCAUCAAUUGGAAAUAAAAAAUUUGAAAAUUUACUAUGAAGAAGAAAAAGAAAUAUGGAUAAGAGAUUUGAAAAAACAAGAAGCCAUUAAAUAUUCUGAAAAAGAAUGUAUUCUGAUGGAACAAUGCAAAAGAGAAAAAGAAAAAGAAAUGGAAAAAAUUAUGGAAAAUUUCGAAAAAGAAUCGGAAGAAGUAAUUAAUAUAAAAAAUAUUUUAUUACGAUUACAAGAUAAAUACGAUAGCGAAAUAAUGGAUUUACACGAAAAUGAAAAUUUAUUGAAAUCUAAAUUUUCCGACAUGAAAUCCGAAUUGAUUGAAAAAGAAAAUUUAAUAACUGAACUUCAACAUCAAAUCAUUAAAAAAGAUGUUAAAAUAGAAUGUUUAAAAAAAGAAAACGAAGCUUUACAACAAAAAAUACAACAACUCGGUACCAUGUUGGAAAAACAAAGGAAAAAUCUUUUACUAAACUGA
Molecule: messenger RNA, 2346 nt
Organism: Pediculus humanus corporis (human body louse)
Lineage: Eukaryota; Metazoa; Arthropoda; Insecta; Psocodea; Pediculidae
Exons: 10
Coding region: 1-2346 (781 amino acids)
Biological process (GO): cilium assembly; intraciliary transport involved in cilium assembly; regulation of centrosome duplication
Cellular component (GO): centriolar satellite
Source: RefSeq, a predicted model, not a curated record